UUUGCCUCAGUUAAGCGUUGAAGUUCUUGCUCCACCCUUCAGCCACCUGUUAGCCAAUGAAAGGUGGGAGCCGGGAGUCUUGAAACCAAUCGGCGCGAGAGGAAAGUCGGUAGGGGCGUAGUUUUAGUGUGGGGGCCGCCGCGGCGGUUCUACUACCGCGGCUGUUACCGGGUUCGAAAAGGGUAACGGAGUGGGGUUUGUUGGGUGGCCCGGCGGAGAAGAUGGCGGAAUACCCUGGGAGCGCCAUCGCCGCCGAGGUGUGGCGCUGGCUCGGCAUGAGCCUGGCGGAGAAAGCGAAGUCGUUGGGCAGUUCGGAGCAGGCACUUCGCCUCAUCCUCUCAAUCUUCCUGGGGUACCCUUUUGCCUUGUUCCAACGCUACUUCCUUUUCCAGAAAAAUGACUACCUCAUUCACCUCUAUAAUACAAUAAUGGGACUUUCACUUGCCUACUUCAACUUUGGGGCACAGCUCUGUCACUCUCUGAUAUGUGUCUUCGUUCAGUUUCUCAUCUUGCGGCUCAUGGGUCGCACCAUCACUGCCGUUGCCACUUCCUUCUGUUUUCAGAUGACAUAUUUGACGUUUGGCUAUUAUUUCACGGCCACAGAGUACUAUGACAUCAAAUGGACCAUGCCACAUUGUGUCUUGGCUCUCAAGCUGAUUGGUUUGGUUACUGAUUACUAUGAAGGCAGGCAGGAAGAGGAAUCCCUAACCCCUGAGCAACAAAAGUUUGCUGUUCGGGGAGUUCCUACUUUGCUUGAGGUCUCUGGCUUCUCCUAUUUCUAUGGUGCCUGCAUGGUGGGCCCUCAGUUCUCCAUGACACGAUAUCAGAAGUUGGUAAAGGGUGAUCUGACUGAUGUUCCAGGCCAAAGACCCAACAGCUUUGUUCCUGCUCUUAAGCGUCUCCUUCUGGGCAUUUUCUUCAUGAUCAUCUACACGGUAGCAUCACCUUACAUCACUGAGAAAUACCUUACCUCUGAUGAUUUUCUGGAACAGCCCUUCUGGUUUCGCUGCUUUUAUAUAUUGAUCUGGGGCAAGAUAUUGCUUUACAAGUACGUUACCUGUUGGCUAGUGACGGAAGGAGUUUGCAUCCUAACUGGGCUAGGCUACAAUGGAAUGGAUGAAAAGGGGAUGCCAAAGUGGGAUGCUUGUGCCAACAUGAAAAUCUGGAUGUUUGAGACAACUCCUUAUUUUACAGGAACGAUUGCCUCCUUCAAUACUAACACCAACGCCUGGGUAGCCCGCUAUAUCUACAAACGACUGAAAUUCCUGGGAAACAAGUUACUAUCGCAAGCUAUAUCUUUGAUUUUCUUGGCAGUCUGGCAUGGGCUGCACUGUGGGUAUCUCAUUUGCUUCCAGAUGGAGUUCCUGAUUGUCAUUGUAGAGAGGCAGGCUAUUAACUUGAUAAAUGACAGUCCAUUUCUGACUGCUUUGACUUCAAACAUCAUCUUGUGGCCUUUCUUCUAUGCGAUUCAGCAAAGUAUUCACUGGAUGUUCAUGUCAUAUUCUCUAGUACCAUUUUGCCUCUUUACCUGGGAAAAGUGGAUUCAGGUAUACAAGUCUAUUUAUUUCAUAGGCCAUGUGUUGUUCUUGACGUUGCUGUUUACAUUGCCUUGUUUUCGAAAAGUAUUUGUGCCACGAAAAGAAAAGUUAAAGAAAGCUGAGUAACAACCAAAAGGUGAGAGAAGUCUUUCUGACUAGUCACUAGAGCAUAGUGGCCUCAGAUAAUAUCUAGCUGACUUGUUUUACUUUUCCUUUCAGAUUGUACCAUGUGUGCAUUUAUUGGGAUGGUUGAAGCAUCACCUGCCAAACUUGCUGUGGACAAACUUAGAGUGACUGGGGUGAAAGAGCACAGGGGCUAAGACCCCAAACUGAGGGGAACAGACUGCAAAACCUCUCUACCCGUUCUACAGGUUGCCUUAUCUCAACUUCUCCCCACUGACACUUCCAUCUCUGCAAUGUCAGAUGAUUGUAAAGCACUUGAUACAGCUACCAUCUAGGAAUGGAGCACCUGCCUGACUUUUUUACUUUCCAAUUCCACUAGAUAAAAUUGGUCCCAGUUGGUUUUUCA
Messenger RNA from Candoia aspera, 2067 nucleotides. It is a transcript of the gene LPCAT3, whose product is annotated as lysophosphatidylcholine acyltransferase 3. The coding region runs from base 222 to 1664 and encodes 480 amino acids. Lineage: Eukaryota; Metazoa; Chordata; Lepidosauria; Squamata; Candoiidae. Gene Ontology annotation, biological process: lipid modification; phosphatidylcholine biosynthetic process. Gene Ontology annotation, molecular function: 1-acylglycerophosphocholine O-acyltransferase activity; lysophospholipid acyltransferase activity. Gene Ontology annotation, cellular component: membrane. The transcript is spliced from 12 exons. The record is from RefSeq and is a predicted model, not a curated record.